AUGCGGUUCAACGCAGCAAUCACUCCGGCCCUCUAUGCAUCAGCUCUCCUCGCUGGUACGGCAUUCGCCCAAGAGGAGGCAGAGACAUCAACGAGUGCUGUUGAGCGGCCCACCUUCACUCCCACCAGCCUUAAAGCGCCCUUCCUAGAACAAUUCACCGACGAUUGGGACACGAGAUGGACCCCUUCACAUGCCAAAAAGCAAGAUUCCAAGAGUGAUGAAGACUGGGCGUAUGUCGGUGAAUGGGCGGUCGAAGAACCGACUGUCCUUCCCGGCAUCGUUGGCGACAAAGGCUUGGUUGUGAAGAACGCAGCCGCGCACCAUGCCAUUUCAGCCAAGUUCCCUUCUGUCAUCAACAACAAGGGCAAGACCCUUGUCGUCCAAUACGAGGUCAAGCUUCAGAAUGGCCUCGAGUGUGGUGGUGCAUAUAUGAAGUUGCUCCGUGAGAACAAGGAACUGCACGCAGAGGAAUUCUCCAACGCCUCUCCCUACGUGAUCAUGUUUGGUCCCGACAAGUGCGGAGCUACUAACAAGGUCCAUUUCAUCUUCCAGCACAAGAACCCAAAGACUGGCGAAUACGAGGAGAAACACCUGAAGAGCCCCCCACAAGCCAAAACUGGCAAGCUGACCACACUCUAUACCCUCAUCGUUAAGCCAGACAAUACUUUUGAAAUGUUGAUCGACAAUGCGUCCGCCAAGAAUGGAAGUCUCCUGGAUGACUUCUCUCCUGCGGUUAACCCUCCCAAAGAAAUUGACGAUCCGAAGGACAAAAAGCCCGAUGACUGGGUAGAGCAAGCUCGAAUCCCCGACCCCGAAGCUGUCAAACCCGAGGAAUGGGAUGAGGAUCAACCUUACGAGGUGGUUGAUGAGGAGGCUGAGAAGCCCGACGAUUGGCUCGAGGAUGAACCUGCGACAAUUCCUGACCCAGAAGCUGAGAAGCCCGAAGACUGGGACGAUGAAGAAGAUGGUGACUGGAUUCCUCCUCAAGUCCCCAAUCCCAAGUGCGAUGAAGUGUCUGGGUGUGGCAAAUGGGAACCUCCGAUGAAGAAGAAUCCUCUCUACAAGGGCAAGUGGACUGCACCAUUCAUCGAAAACCCUGCCUACAAGGGACCCUGGGCACCACGCAAGAUCCCUAACCCCGAUUAUUUCGAGGACAAGACUCCUUCCAACUUCGAACCCAUUGGAGCAAUCGGCUUUGAAAUCUGGACCAUGCAGUCCGACAUUACCUUUGACAACAUUUACAUUGGUCACUCCAUCGAAGACGCCAACGCCUUCCGCGCCGAAACUUACGAUGUCAAGCGACCCAUCGAAGAAGCUGAGGAUGCAAAGAGCAGACCCAAACCCGAAGACAUUCCUAAGUCACCCUCAGAUCUCAAAUUCAUGGACGACCCGGUCACUUUCAUCAAAGAGAAGCUUGACCUUUUCAUUACCCUGGCCAAGAAAGACCCGGUUGAGGCCAUCAAAUUCAUGCCCGACGUCGCUGGCGGUAUUGGUGGCGCUUUGGCGCUACUCAUCGCCAUCAUUGUUGGUCUCUCAAGCAUGGGUGGAUCUCCCCCCGUUCCUAGCAAGGAAGACGUGAAGAAGGCAGCACAGAAGGCCAAGGAUACUGCCACUGAGGUCAAAGAGAAGGUGCAGGAUGCUGCAGCCAGUGGUGCCGAGGCGACCAAGAACGAAGCCAGCAAGAGAGUUACUCGAUCGAGCGGUAACUCGGAGUAG
Messenger RNA from Fonsecaea nubica, 1716 nucleotides. RefSeq lists its product as hypothetical. NCBI's taxonomy places the organism in Eukaryota, Fungi, Ascomycota, Eurotiomycetes, Chaetothyriales, Herpotrichiellaceae. The transcript has 4 exons. The coding region runs from base 1 to 1716 and encodes 571 amino acids. Gene Ontology annotation, biological process: protein folding. Gene Ontology annotation, cellular component: endoplasmic reticulum; endoplasmic reticulum membrane. The record is from RefSeq and is a predicted model, not a curated record. Gene Ontology annotation, molecular function: calcium ion binding.